UCUAUCUUAUCCAUCCCGACGGGCUCCUCAACACGAUGAAUGCGAAGAACGACCCCCUCGCCAACUCCAUCUUCCAGCUCAAGUUCACCGUGAGACAGCUGAACAAGGACGCGCUCAAAGCCGGCAAAGCGGAACAGAAAGAGAAAGCCAGUUUGGAGCAGGCGAUGAAGCGAGGCCAGAACGACAUCGCGCGCAUCCACGCUGGCAACGCCGUCCGCAAGCAGAAGGAGAAACUGAACCUCUUACAACUAGCCUCACGCGUCGAUGCAGUCGCUAGCCGUGUUCAGACCGCAAACACCAUGCGCCAGCUUACGGGCAAUAUAGCGAAGGUGAAUCGGAGCCUGGACGUUGCCUUGAAGCAAAUGAGCCCCGAGAGAGUAUGUAACAUCGCCGCCGUCAUGGUUGACUUCGAGAAGCAGUUCGAAAAUGUAGAUUCCGCCACAGAGCUUUACCAGGAUAUAACACAAUCAGCGACCGCAGUAGGCACUCCUCAGGAGGCUGUGGACCAACUGAUGGCCCAAGCGGCGGAUAAGGCAGGCGUCGAACUGUCGGCAGAUCUUCAAGCAGCCACCCCGGCGAAGACGAAAGUUGGUCCUACGGAAGAAGCAGAGGAAGGUUUGACAGAACGGCUCCGGGCUCUAAGGAACUAAGCCCGUUCCUGUAGUGUGACAUCUUUGGAGGAGUUUGGCGUUAUGGUGAUAUGUCUCAAACGGAAAGGAGGGGGGUGCAUUCCGAAUGGUUGAAUAGGCAUGAUUCGAAGUCAGUGAACGCUUCUAGAUACCGUCGUUACCUAGGUACUUCGAAGCCGGAGUAUUCUUGCUUGGCUAGGGAUUCAAGG
Messenger RNA from Trematosphaeria pertusa, 838 nucleotides. RefSeq lists its product as uncharacterized. The transcript has 4 exons. NCBI's taxonomy places the organism in Eukaryota, Fungi, Ascomycota, Dothideomycetes, Pleosporales, Trematosphaeriaceae. The coding region runs from base 36 to 650 and encodes 204 amino acids. Gene Ontology annotation, biological process: late endosome to vacuole transport; protein transport; endosome transport via multivesicular body sorting pathway. Gene Ontology annotation, cellular component: multivesicular body; ESCRT III complex. The record is from RefSeq and is a predicted model, not a curated record.